GCCAAAGUCUGAUCAUCCCCGGGGGGAGCUUUUAUCUUAUCUCCCUCACAGUGCCUGCCGCGGCCAUGGAGAAUAUAAACACAUAAAGAUGUAAAAAGUCCGACCUGUGGCUCUGUACGGCACAGAUGACAUGUAUGGAUUUUAACCCUUUGGUGGCCAGAGGUGACUGAAAUAACAUAUAAUAUAAUACAUUUAAACCUUUUUGAUGAGCCGGGCGGCGCUCUGCAACCUGACCGCCCGGUCCUCAAAGGGUUAACCUGUCAGCCAACCCCCCCCCCCGGUUGUUCCUGGGGCAGAUCGCCGCUCGUGAUACUUUGUAGCAGUUUUACUGUCACUUGGAACGCCGGGUGACACUGCGAUCACGUGAUCAGACCGGGGAGGCUCUCUGGGUAAAGUGCAGAGGAGAGGAAGCGCUCGGUAUUUACCGUCUCUGCGAGACUGCGGCGUAUCCGGGGAGUCCCAUGGAUCUGGGCUGCGAUGGCGUCCAUAUACUGGGCGGCGCGUUUGGUGCUUUAGUCUCUUUGGUAUUAAUAUGGGCCGCCCGCCGCCUCGGGGCCGUCUACCAGCUCUUCCACAAGGUGGAAACUCAGAGUCCUUGCCACGGCGGGGAGGUUGUUGCUAAAGUUCUGCAGGCCCACGGGGUGCGUUACGUCUUCACCUUGGUUGGCGGACACAUUUCUCCCAUCCUGGUUGCCUGUGAAAAGCUGGGAAUCCGCGUAGUGGAUACGCGGCAGGAGGCCACGGCAGUGUUUGCCGCAGACGCCGUGGCCAGGCUGUCGGGCACGGUGGGCGUUGCUGCGGUUACGGCGGGCCCCGGCUUAACGAACACGGUAACGGCCAUUAAAAACGCUCAGAUGGCCGAAUCCCCUCUCCUGCUGAUAGGAGGAGCGGCUGCCACGUUACUGCAGGGUCGAGGGGCUCUCCAGGACAUAGACCAGAUGUCCCUGUUCCGGCCUCUUUGUAAAUUCUGCGCCUCCGUCAGGACCGUGCGGGAGAUUGUCCCCGUGCUCCGGAAAGCCAUGGCCGCAGCCCAGUCCGGGACCCCCGGACCGGUGUUUGUGGAAUUUCCUAUCGAUACUUUGUAUCCCUAUCACGUGGUCUAUAAGGAGCUGUCCCCAAAAGGCGCCCCCAAAGGAAUUGUAGGAAAAGUUACCAACUGGUAUUUACAAAAUCAUCUGAAUAACCUCUUUGCCGGAGCCUGGGAACCUCGUGACGUCUCCCCGCUCCGAGUCUCCGUCCCGCAAGCCACCCCUGACCAGGUUCAGCAAUGUAUGGAGCUUCUGAGUCGAGCAAAGAAGCCGGUGUUCCUUUUGGGGAGUCAGGUCACCUUGCCCCCCACACCCGUUGAAAAACUCAGGAAGGCUCUGGAGUCAUUGGGCAUCCCGUGUUUUUUGGGAGGCAUGGCAAGGGGCAUGCUGGGAAGGGACAGCCCGCUGCACAUCCGGCAGAACCGCAGGGAUGCGUUGAAGGAAGCAGAUCUCGUCAUUCUGGCUGGUACCGUCUGUGAUUUCCGCCUGUCCUACGGCCGCGUCCUAAACCGGCGCAGUAAAAUCAUCGCUGUGAACAGAGACCGCACUCAGCUCAUGAAGAACUCCGACAUGUUCUGGAAACCAACGAUUGCGAUACAAGCGGACGCCGGCUCCUUUAUAGUCAAUCUCUGCGAGGGUCUUAAGGGAUAUUCGUGCCCCUCGGACUGGGCAGGAGGACUGAAGACAGGAGAUGCCGAUAAGGAAAAAGCAAACCGCCAAAAAGCUGAAGAGAAGACAGAAAGGCAUCUGAAUCCUCUGAAAGUUCUGCAUCUGGCCGAGGAGGCAAUGGCGGAGGACAGCAUAAUAGUAGCGGACGGCGGGGAUUUUGUCGGGAGCGCGGCGUACAUUCUUCGCCCGCGGGGUCCCUUGCGCUGGCUGGAUCCAGGUGCGUUUGGGACUCUAGGGGUCGGAGGAGGAUUUGCUUUGGGAGCCAAGCUUUGCCGGCCAGAUUCAGAGGUUUGGAUCAUAUUUGGAGAUGGAUCGCUAGGAUACAGCAUUGUUGAAUUUGAUACUUACACACGUCACAAGACGCCGGUGAUUGCUCUCGUUGGGAACGACGCCUGUUGGAGUCAAAUCUCUCGAGAGCAAGUUCCCAUGCUGGGAAGCAACGUAGCCUGCGGCCUGGCAUAUAAUGAUUAUCACACCGUGGCAGACGGGUUUGGCGGCAAGGGGAUCCUCGUCACCCGGCAAGAUGAAGACAAGCUGGCGGACAUCAUUGAGGAGGCCCGGGACGCCUGCAGGAAGGGGAAGGCCGUUCUCCUCAAUGUUCUGAUUGGGAAGACAAAUUUUAGAGAUGGUUCCAUCUCGGUUUAAAGCUUUAAUAGACCGGAAGCGCCACCUCUUAUCAAAGCUUCUCUGGGUAGACGUCGAAUGGUCUUUUGGAUCUUUCCGGGUCACCCCUGCUGUUUUUUCGGUUAAAGGGUUUAAAGAAACAAUCAGAGAGUGAUGGGAGUAGAAUCAAUUCCUGGCUGUUUUAACGACCCGAUACUGUAUAAACCAAUUGGGUGAGAAGCCUAAACGCUAAACUCAGGUAUACUAUGCAACUAAUCGGAAAAUCCUGACUCAAAUCUAAACAUUUUGCCAAAAUUCAUUUUAUUACUUUUUUUCUAAGUCAAAAAGGGAGAGAAGUGAAAGUAUUGUAAUUCUGCUAGCGGGGGUUACUUAAGAUUUUCAGUCUUUUUUACCCCAAAUUCUUUUGUGUGUCCCCCCCGCAAAAUUCCACCGUUUAAU
Spea bombifrons (plains spadefoot toad) is the source of this 2759-nucleotide messenger RNA. It is a transcript of the gene ILVBL, whose product is annotated as ilvB acetolactate synthase like. Gene Ontology annotation, cellular component: acetolactate synthase complex. The coding region runs from base 462 to 2342 and encodes 626 amino acids. NCBI's taxonomy places the organism in Eukaryota, Metazoa, Chordata, Amphibia, Anura, Pelobatidae. Gene Ontology annotation, biological process: L-valine biosynthetic process. The record is from RefSeq and is a predicted model, not a curated record. The transcript has 16 exons. Gene Ontology annotation, molecular function: acetolactate synthase activity; flavin adenine dinucleotide binding; thiamine pyrophosphate binding.